ACGAGAUAAUCGCACUUGUUCACCCCACGGGUUACCUGCGACUGUGACAGCCUCGCAAUGACAAGAGGGCCCAGUGGAAGGGGGGCAAGUGACGGGAGUUUGGAUGAUACCCCUGUAGCCGGCAGCUUGUGAAAGUUCCCGGGGGUUGUACCGCGAUAGUUUUGUUGUUUUUUCCCCCCCUGAUGCUUUCCGUGCUUCUGGAGUUCCGUUGGACUUACCUGUAACACGACCGGAGAACGAGCGCUACGCGUAGGUUAAUCAACAGCUCUGCAGAUCGGUGCAUGAGACCCGGAGCGCAGCCGCAAUGAGUCGGAGAACACGACGCUGGAUUCUAAGAGUUUUACUUUGUCUGGGAAUUGUUUAUUUGAAAAUUGGUGGCUUCACGUCCGUGGUGGCCCUAGGUGCGAGCAUAAUCUGUAACAAGAUCCCCGGUUUGGCUCCCAGACAACGGAUUAUCUGCCAGAGUCGCCCCGAUGCCAUUAUCGUCAUCGGAGAGGGAGCCCAAAUGGGCAUCAACGAGUGUCAGUUUCAGUUCAAAAACGGGCGCUGGAACUGCUCUGCGCUUGGAGAGAGGACAGUCUUCGGAAAAGAGUUGAAAGUGGGAAGCAAAGAGGCUGCGUUCACCUACGCCAUCAUCGCAGCAGGAGUGGCCCACGCCAUCACUGCGGCCUGCACACAGGGUAACCUGAGUGACUGCAGCUGUGACAAGGAGAAGCAGGGUUUCUACAGCAAAGACCAGGGCUGGAAGUGGGGAGGCUGCUCGGCGGACAUCAGCUACGGCCUCGGCUUCUCCAAAGUGUUUAUCGAUGCUCGGGAGGUCAAACAGAACGCAAGGACGCUCAUGAACCUCCACAAUAAUGAGGUUGGACGCAAGGUCCUGGAGAAGAACAUGCGACUGGAAUGCAAGUGUCAUGGUGUCUCAGGCUCCUGCACCACCAAAACCUGCUGGACUACACUUCCCAAGUUCCGCGAGCUUGGCUACAUUCUCAAGGAGAAGUAUGCCCACGCCGUGCACGUGGAGACGGUGAAAGCCAGCCGCAACAAGCGCCCUAAAUUCCUGAAGAUCAAGAAGCCUUACUCUUACCGGAAGCCCAUGGAUUCAGACCUGGUGUACAUAGACAGGUCGCCCAACUACUGUGAGGCGGACCCCGUCACGGGGAGCCUGGGCACGCAGGGCCGGGUGUGCAACAAGACUAUGAUGCAGCACAUCAGCGGCUGCGACCUCAUGUGCUGCGGGCGGGGAUACAACACACACCAGUACUCGCGCGUGUGGCAGUGCAACUGCAAGUUCCUGUGGUGCUGCUACGUCAAGUGCAACACCUGCAGCGAGAGGACAGAGGUGUACACGUGCAAAUGAGAAUAUUUAUCGGAAAGGUGUGUCUGUGGGUGUUGUGUGUGUGCGUGUGUGUGUUUGGGAGCGUGCGUGUGCAUGUCUUUGUGAUGUCACGGACAAACUGGAACUGUCGAACUUAACGAGGAGGCUGUGAUCGCAGCCUGUUCGUACGUCACGAGGAACUACUGCACCGUGCAGGCAGUAAGCGGAGGAAGGGGGGCGUCGCGAUUCUUUUGCACACAAAGCUCUUCACCCCUCUUCUUGG
Molecule: messenger RNA, 1598 nt
Organism: Hippoglossus stenolepis (Pacific halibut)
Lineage: Eukaryota; Metazoa; Chordata; Actinopteri; Pleuronectiformes; Pleuronectidae
Gene: wnt7ab
Product: protein Wnt-7a
Exons: 4
Coding region: 305-1357 (350 amino acids)
Biological process (GO): neuron differentiation; positive regulation of JNK cascade; multicellular organism development
Cellular component (GO): extracellular region
Molecular function (GO): cytokine activity; frizzled binding
Source: RefSeq, a predicted model, not a curated record